Molecule: messenger RNA, 828 nt
Organism: Scylla paramamosain (green mud crab)
Lineage: Eukaryota; Metazoa; Arthropoda; Malacostraca; Decapoda; Portunidae
Product: gastrula zinc finger protein XlCGF8.2DB-like
Exons: 2
Coding region: 1-828 (275 amino acids)
Biological process (GO): regulation of transcription by RNA polymerase II
Molecular function (GO): DNA-binding transcription factor activity, RNA polymerase II-specific; RNA polymerase II cis-regulatory region sequence-specific DNA binding
Source: RefSeq, a predicted model, not a curated record
AUGGAGGAUGUGACGCCAGGCAGCAGCAGCAGCAGCAGGAACAGCUGGGAGCAGCAGGCGACCCCAGGCGUGAGGACCUACACUUGUGACCACUGCGACAAAGUGUGCUCCACCAAGGCUGCCAUUGCCAGACACGUCCUCUCCCAUGCCGGCAAGACAAGGCUGAGAGGCAGGACUGGCCCCACUGAACACACUGCCACCCACACUGGCGGCAGGAACCACAAGUGUGACCACUGCGGGAAGACAUUUGCCCGGAAGAGUCAUCUUGCAUCACACAUCCUCACCCACACUGGGGAGAGAAAGUUCCAGUGUCUGGAGUGUGGGAAAAGAUUCACCCAGAAAGGUGAUCUUAACAAACACAUCCUCACCCACACUGGGGAGAGAAAGUUCCAGUGCCUGGAGUGUGGGAAAAGAUUUACCCAGAAGGGUUCCCUUGACACACACAUCCUCACCCACACUGGGGAGAGAAAGUUCCAGUGCCUGGAGUGUGGAAAAAGAUUUAUUCAUAAAGGUAAUCUUAACAAACACAUCCUCACCCACACUGGGGAGAGAAAGUUCCAGUGCAUGGAGUGUGGGAAAAGAUUUAUUCAUAAAUGUGCUCUUGACAAACACAUCCUCACCCACACUGGGGAGAGAAAGUUCCAGUGCCUGGAGUGUGGGAAAAGAUUUACCUGGAAGCGCUCUCUUGACUUACACAUCCUCACCCACACUGGGGAGAGAAAGUUCCAGUGCCUGGAGUGUGGGAAAAGAUUUACCCAGAAAGGUACAAACAGCCGCGGCGAAGGGAACAGUCGCCGUCCUGAAGAGAGCCCUCGGAUACACUGGUAA